CGGCUCGUAUUCCAAUUCCGAUCGUAUCUAUAGUCAUAGACAAAUUUUUGUGUUCUCGUUCGUCUGUAGGAUUAAUAAUUUUUAGUAUUAGUUAAUUUAUUUUUUUAUUUUUGUACGGUCAAUAGUAUGCCAAGUUAACGACACCUUAGUUAGUUUCUAGUUUUGUAUAUUAUCAUAAGUAUGGCUUUCUCGAGCGAUGAACUGAAUUUUCUUGUUUAUCGAUAUUUACAAGAAUCCGGUUUCCAACACUCGGCCUACACGUUUGGCAUUGAGUCGCAUAUAUCCCAAUCGAACAUAAAUGGAGCGUUGGUCCCGCCAGCAGCUUUAAUCAGCAUUAUUCAAAAAGGUCUCCACUACACCGAAGCUGAAAUAUGUGUCGGAGAAGAUGGUUCCGAGCAACGUUUGACAGAGAGCCUGUCGCUGAUUGAUGCUGUCAUGCCGGAAGUUGUUGCCAGUCGCCAGAGCCGCAACCAACAAAAACAGGCAGUAGCCAAAAAUGAAACUCAAGAAACGAAUGGCGAAGAAGGUGCUCCAACUGUUACUCCAGCGGUAACUAGUACAGAGACGAUGGAAAUGGACAGUAGUAUUGAAAUUCCCGAAGACAAAUCUACUGUAUUGACGGGCCACGAAUCUGAGGUUUUCAUUUGUGCAUGGAAUCCUACCACCGACUUGUUGGCAUCUGGGUCAGGAGACAGUACAGCGCGUAUUUGGGAUAUGACUGAUAACUCUGGUUCGCUGAGUAUACUUAGGCAUUGUAUCCAAAAAGGAGGUACAGAAGUACCUAGUAAUAAAGAUGUCACUUCUCUUGAUUGGAAUUGUGAUGGUACAUUAUUAGCAACGGGUUCUUAUGAUGGUUUUGCUCGUAUUUGGACGAACAACGGUAGAUUGUCCAGUACACUCGGACAACACAAAGGACCUAUAUUUGCGUUGAAGUGGAAUAAAAGAGGAAACUAUAUUCUCAGCGCCGGAGUGGAUAAGACCACUAUAAUUUGGGAUGCUGCUUCUGGCCAGUGCAAUCAACAAUUUGCAUUCCAUACUGCACCGGCUUUGGAUGUAGAUUGGCAGUCAAAUAGCAGUUUCGCGUCUUGCAGUACUGAUCAAUGUAUACACGUCUGCCGCCUCGGUGUCGAUCGACCAGUCAAGUCGUUUGAAGGACAUACUAACGAAGUUAAUGCUAUAAAGUGGGAUCCGCAAGGAAAUUUGUUGGCAUCGUGUUCGGAUGACAUGACAUUAAAAAUUUGGUCAAUGAAACAAGAUACAUGUGUGCAUGAUUUACAAGCUCACAAUAAAGAAAUAUAUACAAUCAAAUGGAGUCCUACGGGUCCAGGCACUGCCAAUCCUAAUAUGAACCUAAUUCUUGCCAGUGCGUCGUUUGAUUCAACUGUACGUUUGUGGGAUGUUGAACGUGGAGCGUGCUUACAUACUUUGACCAAGCACACUGAACCUGUGUACAGUGUAGCUUUUUCGCCAGAUGGAAAAUUUUUGGCAUCCGGUAGCUUUGACAAGUGUGUCCACAUAUGGUCAACACAGAGCGGUCAAUUAGUUCACAGUUACAGAGGUACGGGUGGCAUUUUCGAAGUUUGCUGGAAUUCCAGAGGCGAUAAAGUGGGUGCGAGUGCAUCUGACGGAAGUGUGUUUGUAUUGGACCUCCGAAAACUUUAAAAAUAAUUUAAAUAAACCUUAUUAACUUCUAAGUAUUUUCACUAUUUUUGAUACCAACUAUUUACAGAUCAAGUGACUGCUCUCACUUAACUGAAUAAUUUGUAUGUUAGUGUGCCUUGCAUUAAGCCUAAGUACAAAAUAUACGAUACAAAACAAUUAAUGUCUUAUCACAGGAUUUUCACAAUUUUUAAACGCCACCAAAUAUUACAUUGUUUUUUUAUGAAAACUAUAAAUUAAUUUUUAGAUAACUUUUUAGAUAACUGUAUUAAAAAUAUGAUUAUUUUUACUAACGAAAAUUUGUUCAACAAUUUGCUUAUACCAAUGUACAUAUUAAAAUUAAACGUAUUUAUAUUAUAAUGAUAAAAUAGUUUGUUCUAUAAUUUAUACUUUGUAAGUUUUUUAUUUUUGACAUUUAAAUGUGUCGUUAACUAAUGCUAAAAUAUUCUAGUUUAAAAAAAAAAAAUAUUUAAUUAAUUAUUUAUUUAUUUUGUAUAAUAUUAUUGGUUAUAUGCUUUGGUGGAGCUGGGUAAUUGCUUAAAUAUGUAUACAUCUUACAAUAUUGAUACCUAAUAUUUUAGUUAUAUAAUAUGUGUACAUAUUAUCAUCUUGGACAAUUACAUUUUUAUCAUCCAAGUUGGAAUUAUUUUCAUGUAUUAUUUUUAGUAAAAAAAUAAAAUAUGUGCUAAUUUGUUAUAUUUUUUAGGUUGAAUAAAUUAAGUAAUUAUUUUUUACCGAA
Molecule: messenger RNA, 2398 nt
Organism: Adelges cooleyi (spruce gall adelgid)
Lineage: Eukaryota; Metazoa; Arthropoda; Insecta; Hemiptera; Adelgidae
Gene: ebi
Product: F-box-like/WD repeat-containing protein TBL1XR1
Exons: 9
Coding region: 181-1662 (493 amino acids)
Biological process (GO): regulation of transcription by RNA polymerase II
Cellular component (GO): histone deacetylase complex
Molecular function (GO): protein binding; transcription corepressor activity
Source: RefSeq, a predicted model, not a curated record